Messenger RNA from Colletotrichum destructivum, 2733 nucleotides. Its product is annotated as Putative Zinc finger, RING-type, E3 ubiquitin ligase Bre1. Lineage: Eukaryota; Fungi; Ascomycota; Sordariomycetes; Glomerellales; Glomerellaceae. The record is from RefSeq and is a predicted model, not a curated record. The transcript has 5 exons. Gene Ontology annotation, cellular component: nucleus; HULC complex. Gene Ontology annotation, molecular function: ubiquitin protein ligase activity. Bases 235 to 2412 code for a protein of 725 amino acids.
GCCCGCCUGGCUUGAUUUGAACGUGAAGCGUCGGCGUUCAACCUCGAAAAUUCAACCUCCUUGCCCAAGGCUUCCCUCCCCAUCUUCCGCGCCGAAUCUGACUAGCCCGACUCUCCCAACACACGCACGGCUCGGAUCGACCUCUGAAUACCCUCGGCUGUUCCAUCCAGCCAGCCUCAUCGCCUCGCCGACCCGGAUGCCCACGCUUUCACAGCAUCCCUACCUACCUCUCUCAUGCCUGUAGCGACCUCCGCCCCGACAGCCUCCCCCCGUCCGUCCACCUUGAUCAAGAUGGAGGACAGGAAGAGACCUCCCAUCAGCACCGCUGAGGAUCUCGCCCCUCCCAGCAAGCGACAUCAAACCGUCAAUGGAAGCAAGUCCAAGGGCGAUGGUGGCGAUACCGCCGAGGAGCACUGGAUCGAGAAUUACCAAAAGGGUGCCAUUUACCGCCAAUUGCAAGAAACAAAAAGAGAAAGGGCCGACUUCGAGUCGCGCGUCGAACAGCUGCAGAAAAACCUAGUAUACCGCGAAGAUCACAUCCGCAUCAUCGAAGCAUGGUGGAAACAGGUUCUGGAGGAAAUGGAACAGCUCGCGGAUCCGGCGCUACCGCCGCCCUCGGGUCCGUCAAAUCCUCCGUACAUCACCAGCACUCACUUCAAGGACAACGACGAGUUUCAGAGACACCUGGACGAUACCGCAUCGGACAUCAAGAAACGGGCCGAGGCGGUGCUGAACCGCAUCGCAAACGCCAGAGGAGAGAUUACGCCAAACAUUGCCGACCUGGAGACGCGGGUCAACGCCUUACUCGCUCAACAAAAGGACUAUCUGGUCAAGCUGGACCGUGCGCAGCAGGAGAACGAGCAACUGUCGGAAGACCUCAACAAGGCCAGCCUGCGGUUUUUCAAGGCCGAGAAGCGCAUGGACAGAUUAAAGAGCGCGCAGGUGCAGAAGCUCGAACAACAGUUCAUCGCCAGCGCCAAGCCGACACUCGCCGCCGGAGAGAACGGAAGCGACGCGGCGGAAGCAAACGGGAACGCCGCCGAGGCGCUCAUCAAGUUCGGGGAGGCCUCGGCGGUCGUCAAGAAGCAGAAGGAGCAGCUGGAGUCUGCGCAGGCGGACAUCAAGACCCUCCAGGAGGAGAACUCGGCACUCAAGGCUCGACGAGAGGGCCUCACCGACGAAGACUUCAUCCGGACGGACGUGUUCAAGCAGUUCAAGAACCAAAACGAGGACCUGAUCAAGCGGGUCAACCAUCUGGAAGCCACGAACAAGCAGUUGAGGGAGGAGGCCGAGCGGUUACAGUCGGAGCGGACGGCGUUCCGGACCAAGCUCACCGACGAGGCGCAGAUGAUCACGUCGGACCUGGAGCGCCAGGUCGAGGAGCGCGACGCCGACCUGACGCGGAUCCGUGCGGCCCGGGACGAGUGGUACGCCAAGGCCAGCAUGCUGGAAACGCGAGAGAAGGAGGAGAAGCAGGCGCUGCAGCACCUCAAGGAGCUCACGGGGGCUCAGGAGGACCGGAUCGCAUCCCUCGAGCUGGAGCUGCAGCGGCUGAAGCCUGCCGAGGACCAGCCGAUGUCCGACCCGGACCCCGAGCUGGAGAGCAUGCCUGCCGACGAGCUGCGGACCAAGUACAAGAAGCUCCAGCAGGACCUGGAGUCCAUCAACAAGGAGCUGCCCGCCCUGCAGCAGGCAUACAAGCGAUCGAUGGGCCUGGCGCAGAAGAAGGUGAUGGAGUACACGGUGCUCGAGGACCGCGUCUCGGCCGCGCUCGCCGAGAAGCAAAAGGUCGACCAGAAGUACUUCGCCGUGAAGAAGGACGCCGACAUGCGGGACCGCGAGCUCAACGUGCUACGCAGCCAGAACCGCAAGAGCUCCGAGAUAGUGACGCAGCUCAAGGAGGUCGAGGCUCAGAACCGGGUGCUGAUCAGCAACCUCGAGAAGCAGCUGUCGGAUCUGAAGCAGGCCAACGCGGCCAUGGCGGCGGAGCAUAGGAAGAUGGAGGCCACCAGCGCCGACGCCGCGCGCCGGGUCGAUUCGUACAAGAACCAGAUCGGCGAGCUGACGAGCCUGGUCAAGUCGCGCGACGCGGCCGUCGCGGCGGCACGGGAACGCACCACGACGCAGGAGGCCGAGGUCGAGCGCCUCAAGGUGCGCGCGGACAUGGUGCAGAAGGACAAGGACGAGUGGAAGCGCAAGGCGUUGAGCAACUCGUCGGAGGAAGAGGAAAUGCUCAGGACGUUUGCGCUGUGCACCGUAUGCCGCAACAACUUCAAGGAUACGGCCCUGAAGACGUGCGGCCACCUGUUCUGCCACCAGUGCGUGGACGACCGUAUCAGCAACCGCAUGCGCAAGUGCCCCAACUGCUCGAGGGCCUUUGACCGCCUGGACGUCAUGUCCGUCCACCACUAGGCUCCGGCCCGGUUUGCAACAAUUAUUCGCCUCGUGUUGGAGCAUCACGAGGAAUCGCUGUUUUGAUAUGCAUCACAGAUGUUUGCGCAGUUUGGAGUUUGCUUUCGCAGCAGGGGGGAUUUCAUGGUAUGAUACCUCGGGGAAGACGCCUGCAAUUGGAAAUGAUGGUUCGUUGUACUUUUACGUGUAUGGAAGACGGCCUGGACCUCGGAAAUGUACAUAAUGCCACGCCACCCGGCAAAGAAGGGGGCGGGCGACUGAUCACACCAAAUAGCUGGAGGGCCGGGGGGUGGUACGAGAGAGCGCGGAGUACAGGAUAGA